Gigantopelta aegis is the source of this 486-nucleotide messenger RNA. Its product is annotated as KRAB-A domain-containing protein 2-like. The transcript has a single exon. Lineage: Eukaryota; Metazoa; Mollusca; Gastropoda; Neomphalida; Peltospiridae. The coding region runs from base 1 to 486 and encodes 161 amino acids. The record is from RefSeq and is a predicted model, not a curated record.
AUGGCAGAAUUAAUGGAUGUUCGUUUUAAGGAAUUACUUCUAGCAAAGAAGGUCAGUGAUACAAAGUCAGUGCUUAUGCUGAAAGAGGAAUAUUUCCAAACGAUGGAUGAGUUGAAGGAAGCUUGUUCGGUCAAAUUAAAAACUGCUAGACAAUACUACAUUCUAGGACGGUACGAAAUACUCCAAUGUGGUGAUGUGGAGAAGUUAAUUCGCAAGCGUGCCAACUUUGCAGAGGAACCAAUAUACUUUGUGAACAUUGAUGAAAUGUAUGACAUCAUUAAGCGUGCUCACAUUUCAACUGGACAUGGUGGUCGCGACAAAAUGGUUACGUUUUUGUCUAGAUAUGCAAACAUUACGAGGGAAAGCAUUGAACUCUUCAAGUCUCUUUGCAUUGAGUGCCAAAAGAAACGAAAACGUGCUACGACAAAAGGGAUUACCGUGAGACCGAUAUUAUCAAAGGAUUUUGGAUCACGAGGGCAAGUGUAG